AUGGAGUUCCCGUUUGAUGUGGACGCGCUGCUCCCGGAGCGGAUCACGGUGCUGGACCAGCACCUGCGGCCCCCGGCCCGCCGACCCGGAACCACAACGCCGGCCCGUGUUGAUCUGCAGCAGCAAAUAAUGACCAUCGUAGAUGAAUUGGGCAAAGCCUCUGCUAAGGCCCAGCAUCUUCCUGCUCCUAUCACCAGUGCAUCAAGAAUGCAAAGUAACCGCCAUGUUAUUUAUGUGCUCAAAGACACUUCAGCCAGACCGGCUGGGAAGGGAGCCAUUAUUGGUUUCCUUAAAGUUGGAUACAAGAAACUCUUUGUACUGGAUGAUCGUGAGGCUCACAAUGAGGUAGAACCACUUUGUAUCCUGGAUUUUUACAUCCAUGAGUCUCUGCAGCGUCAUGGCCAUGGGCAAGAGCUCUUUCAAUAUAUGUUACAGAAGGAGCGAGUGGAACCACACCAACUGGCCAUUGACCGACCCUCGCAGAAGCUGCUGAAGUUCCUGAAUAAGCACUACAACCUGGAGACUACUGUCCCACAGGUGAACAACUUUGUGAUCUUUGAAGGGUUCUUUGCCCAUCAACACCGGCCCCCUGCUCCCUCUCUGAGGGCAACUCGACACUCUCGUGCUGCUGCGCUCGACCCCACACCUGCUGCUCCAGCAAGGAAGCUGCCACCCAAGAGGGCAGAAGGAGAGAUUAAGCCAUACUCCUCCAGUGACCGAGAAUUUCUGAAGGUAGCUGUGGAGCCCCCUUGGCCCCUAAACAGGGCCCCUCGCCGUGCCACACCUCCAACGCACCCACCCCCACGUUCCAGCAGCCUGGGGAACUCACCAGAUCGGGGUCCCCUCCGCCCCUUUGUGCCAGAGCAAGAGCUGCUGCGUUCUCUGCGCCUCUGUCCUCCCCACCCUACUGCCCGCCUGCUGCUGGCCACCGACCCUGGGGGCAGCCCAGCUCAGCGUCGCCGCACCAGGGGGACUUCCCCAGGGCUGGUAGCCCAAAGCUGCUGCUACAGCCGCCAUGGGGGACUGAAUUCCACAUCCCUCAAUAAAGGCAACCAGGGAUCGAAGCAGGGGGAACGGGAAACAGAGAAUAGGUCUGCCAAUCAGAAGCAGGUCUUGUCACAGGAUGGGUCUGCGGAGGAACCCACGCACACAGUUCCUCCACAGGCCCAGGCUCCACAGGCCCCACAGGCCCCACAAGCCCAGUCUCCUCCAGCCCCGUCCUGGACAGUGGGUAGGGGCAUGUUCAACGCCAGGUUCAUUCGACACUUGCAGGAAUUUCGCGGCACCAGGCCCUGGUGAGCACAGGCGCCCCACUCCCCACACUUUGAAAGUCAGUGUAAUUUUUCCUUCACUAAAGGAUACAGACAAGCCGAAAUCU
Dipodomys spectabilis (banner-tailed kangaroo rat) is the source of this 1378-nucleotide messenger RNA. It is a transcript of the gene Atat1, whose product is annotated as alpha tubulin acetyltransferase 1. Gene Ontology annotation, cellular component: microtubule. Gene Ontology annotation, molecular function: tubulin N-acetyltransferase activity. The record is from RefSeq and is a predicted model, not a curated record. Gene Ontology annotation, biological process: alpha-tubulin acetylation. The coding region runs from base 1 to 1299 and encodes 432 amino acids. The transcript is spliced from 13 exons. NCBI's taxonomy places the organism in Eukaryota, Metazoa, Chordata, Mammalia, Rodentia, Heteromyidae.